GUAAGGAACCUGCAAGGGCAAAAGGAUUGUAACCCUGAUAUCAUUGGCAGUGAAAGUUAGCUGCUCUUCAACAACACAUUCACUGAGGAAGAACCAACACAGGAAGUUGCUAUCGUCUCUUCAUCAACGACAAAAUGGCGACCGCCAGCUUGUCCGUGUCUGGUUCGAGGAGUCCGAUGCUUGGGCCCGACGACUACAGUCUAUACAGUGGCUUGUCAGAAGAUGAGCUAAUUGAGCUGGCUGUCGAGCACAGCUUGGCUGAUGCCUACGUAUCUGUCGCCAGAGCAGUCUCCACCAAAACGCCUGCUUUUCAGAAUGGGCCUGCAUGGAACCAGCCAAAUUCAAACCCAGCCUUCACACAAAGCGCACCUCUGUGCCAACGCAACGCCUCAGUGUCAAUCACCUUCCCUGCUAUGCAACCCAAAGAUGACUGCGAGACAACGACUGGAGACCACCAAAGUGAAUUAAUGAAUGAAGCCACCAGGAGCCAUUCCUCCAUCACAGACAAAGGGCAACGAUGCGUGGCAUGGAGGAGAUACAACGGCUCAAUGUAUUUCACGCCAGAAUCUGCGGAGCUUUUGGACCCUGUUGCCGAAGCAAUCCAGAAUGGUGCUGUAGACAGACUGAUUAGAUUGUCAUGGAUGGGGAAAAGUCUGACGAAGCCAAACAAGCAGGGCUGGGCCCCCCUUCACGAAGCGGCCUUCUACGGACAAGAGAAAUGCCUCAAGGUCAUACUGAAGGCCCACCCUGAGGUGACUGACAGCCGCACCCUUCGGCAGCAGACACCACUGCUCCUGGCCGCGUCAGCAGAUCACGUGGGGUGUGCGCAGAAACUGCUGGAGAGCGGGGCGGACCCCAACAUCCCCAACAAGGACGGAGAGACCCCGCUCUACAAAGCUUGUGAGCAGGAGAAUGUGGAAAGCGUGGAGCUGCUCUUGAGCAAUGGAGCCCAGGUGAACAAGACAUGCCUCCAGGGCUGGACAGCCCUUCACGAGGCCGUGAGCCGCAACAACGUGGAGAUCUGCAAGAUGCUGGUGAGAGCUGGCGCCGACAUCAACGCCCGCAACAUGUACGGCAUUACCCCGCUCUUCAUCGCAGCCCAGAGCGGACGAGCGGAAGCUCUCCUCUUCCUCGUGAAGAAAGGUGUGGAUAUAAACAGCCAGGUGAAUGAUGGGGCUACAGCUCUGUACGAGGCCAGUAAGAAUGGCCAUGAAGAGAUUGUGGAGCUCCUUCUGUCUCUGAACGCUGAUGCCAACAGAGCAGCUAAAUCUGGGUUUCUGCCCCUGCACAUCGCUGCCCAGCGUGGAAAUGAGGAAGUUGUGUCCCUGCUCAUCCCUGUCACCAGUAGGGCCCGUGUACAGCGCAGUGGCAUCAGCCCCCUCCACCUGGCCGCUGAACGCAAUAGGGACGACGUCCUGGAGGUCCUGAUCGAUGCCGGCUACGAUGUCAACGCCAUGCUGUCACCUGACCGCUCCAAGAUGUAUGAAGACCGCCGGAGCACGGCCCUCUACCUUGCGGUCAUGAACAACAACAUCAGCGCCACCACCAUGCUACUGGAUGCAGGCGCUAACCCCAACCUGGACAUGUUCAGCCCGCUGCUAGUGGCACUGAGGCAGGGCUGCAUCCAGACCGUCACCCUCCUGGUGGACCAUGGUGCCAAUAUCAACGCCAGUGUUCCCACCCACCCAACUUCUUUCCCUGGCACCGUCAUGUUCUGCAUGAAGUACCUUUCCCUGCUCAAGUAUCUGAUGGACAAUGGUUGUGAUGCCCUGUCCUGCUUUCAGUGUCAUUACGGCUGCAACCCCCACCCACCCAUCAAAGCAACACGUGACAGGAGCAGCCUGGAUGACAAGACAGAUGAGGAUACUCCCAAAAUGCCUGUGCAGUUCUGCGAGAUCAUUUCUGCACCACAGAUCUCUCGCUGGGCGGGACCCAUUAUCGACGUACUGCUUGACUACGUUGGCAACGUGCAGCUCUGUGCCAGACUCAUCGAACAUCUGGACAGCUACGAGGACUGGGCAGUCAUCAAGGAGAAAUCCGCUCUUCCACGCUCCCUGAUGCACAUGUGCAGACUGACGAUUCGCAAACAACUGGGAACAGAGAGACUCAAGCACCUGAACGCCCUGCCCCUCCCAGAACGAUUAAUCAAGUACCUAUCCGUGGACCGCUCCCAAGCCUAUUAAAGACACCAGCUGCUGUCUAGCCAAAAAGUGGUGCCAUAACAGUCUGCCGGUUGCAGUCCCAUUUUGUGUGCUAUAGGACAGUCAGCCUAAUUAAAACAUUUACUUUUCUUCAUUAUAUUUGCGUGAAAAUGGUGGCUGUGAAGUAUUGAUUUUACAUGCAGUUGGCAGCAAACGAAAACAAAGCAUGCAAAACAAAUUUUUAAAAAGCAUGUUUUAGUGUUUAACUACCAAUUAUUCAGGUGCAGUCUUUAUUCAUAUUGUAAAUGUUGCUCAGGUUUAUCGGCAGAUAUGUUUUACUCAUGCUAGCUAGACACUGUACGUUUGUAUAUGCAGUUGUGCAAACCGUUAUAUAUUAUGAAGGAUACGUCUUAACAGACAGUUUGGAUUGAUGACCUUGGUGAAUGUAUUUUAUUUCAUCUGAGCAGCUGUGUGAACAUUGUGAAUUUUGCUCCACAGUUUGGUUAAAGUUAACAGAAUGUUUUGUAUUGGGAGAGAAGAUUCUUUUGCAACACAUCAAAUUCAACCUUGAAAAUUGUUUUAUAAAUGUGUUGUUCAUAUACAAAAUAAUGUCUCAUUUUUUACUAUUAUUAUUGAACCACCCAUGCGAAUAGUACAUGAAUUAAUCUAAAUGUAUUGUAUGUAAAGAUGUUGAACAAUAGAUCACUGUAUAUUUGGGGUUGGCAGAUUAUUCAAAUCAUUAACAGAAAAAAUAACAGGUUUGUGUCACUUUUAAGCUGACAAAUGUGUAGCACAGAAGUCAAUGUCUUGUGACAAUCUUAUCAAAUUGUAUUAGCAAGUUAUUUUCUAGGCGUUCUUUUUCUGAAACUAAAAGAACGGACGGAGUGUAGCACAGUGGUUAAGGAAC
This is a messenger RNA of Anguilla anguilla (European eel), 3048 nucleotides long. Its product is annotated as ankyrin repeat and SOCS box protein 2-like. Gene Ontology annotation, molecular function: RNA nuclease activity; protein binding; RNA binding. The record is from RefSeq and is a predicted model, not a curated record. Gene Ontology annotation, biological process: intracellular signal transduction; RNA processing. The coding region runs from base 135 to 2183 and encodes 682 amino acids. The transcript is spliced from 10 exons. NCBI's taxonomy places the organism in Eukaryota, Metazoa, Chordata, Actinopteri, Anguilliformes, Anguillidae.